Trichechus manatus latirostris (Florida manatee) is the source of this 1932-nucleotide messenger RNA. It is a transcript of the gene MMP27, whose product is annotated as matrix metallopeptidase 27. The coding region runs from base 163 to 1689 and encodes 508 amino acids. Gene Ontology annotation, molecular function: zinc ion binding; metalloendopeptidase activity. Lineage: Eukaryota; Metazoa; Chordata; Mammalia; Sirenia; Trichechidae. The record is from RefSeq and is a predicted model, not a curated record. Gene Ontology annotation, biological process: extracellular matrix organization; collagen catabolic process; proteolysis. The transcript is spliced from 11 exons. Gene Ontology annotation, cellular component: extracellular matrix.
CAGUGGACCAAUAUAUUAUGCAUUUAAUCUUAAUGCUCGUAGAGUUACUAGAAUUGACAGAAGCAAUAAAUGGCUUAACUGUAGAUAAAGUUUAAGCAAACUCAAACAUGCAUCCAUUUUCUGAAUGUUAAUGAACCAGACCUCAACUGAAGAGAGAGAGGAAUGAAGAGCCUUUUGUUUACAUUUUUGCUCUUUAUAACAUUUUCUUCUGCGUUUCCAACAGACCAAAGGAUGGAUAAUGAAGAAAAUAUGCAACUGGCUCAGGCAUAUCUCAACCAGUUCUACUCUCUUGAAAUAGAAGUGAGUCAUCUCGUUCAAAGCAAGAACAGGAGUCUUAUAGCUGGCAAAAUUCGAGAAAUGCAAGCAUUUUUUGGAUUGACGGUGACUGGAAAACUGGACCCAAACACUCUUGAGAUCAUGAAGAAACCCAGGUGUGGGGUGCCCGAUGUUGGUCAGUAUGGCUACACUCUCCCUGGGUGGAGAAAACAUAACCUCACAUACAGAAUAGUGAACUACACUCCGGAUAUGGCACGAGCUGAUGUGGAUGAGGCUAUCCAAAAAGCAUUAGAAGUGUGGAGCAAGGUGACCCCACUAAUAUUCACCAAGAUUUCCAAAGGGAUCGCAGACAUCAUGAUUGCCUUUAGGACCAGAGUCCAUGGUUUGUGCCCUCGUUAUUUUGAUGGCCCCUUGGGACUCCUCGGCCAUGCCUUUCCUCCUGGUCUGGGUCUGGGUGGAGACACUCAUUUUGAUGAGGAUGAAAACUGGACCAAGGAUGGAGAAGGAUUCAGCUUGUUUCUUGUGGCUGCUCAUGAAUUUGGUCAUUCUCUGGGGCUCUCUCACUCCAAUGAUCAAACAGCAUUGAUGUUCCCAAAUUAUGUCUCCCUGGAUCCUAGCAAGUACCCCCUUUCGCAGGAUGACAUUGAUGGAAUUCAGUCCGUCUAUGGAGGUUUACCUAAGGCAUCUGGGAAGCCAACGGAAACCAUUGUGCCCCAUGCUUGUGAUCCUGAUUUGACUUUUGAUGCUAUCACCACUUUCCGAAGAGAAGUCAUGUUCUUUAAAGGGAGAUAUCUAUGGAGGAUCUAUUAUGAUAUCGCCAACGUUGAAUUUGAAUUAAUUGCUUCGUUCUGGCCAUCUCUGCCAGCGAAUAUUCAAGCUGCAUAUGAGAACCCCAAGGAUAAGAUUCUGGUUUUUAAAGAUGAUAAUUUUUGGAUGAUCAGAGGAUAUACUGUUUUGCCAGAUUAUCCUAAAUCCAUCUAUGCCCUUGGCUUUCCAAGACAUGUGCAGAAAAUUGAUGCAGCUGUCUAUGACCAAAACACAAGAAAAACCUACUUCUUUGUGGGUAUUUGGUGCUGGAGGUAUGAUGAGAUGACCCAAACCAUGGACAAAGGGUACCCACAAAGGGUGAUAAAACACUUUCCAAGAAUUGGUCUCCGAGUUGAUGCUGCUUUCCAGCAUAAAGGAUUCUUCUAUUUCUUCCGUGGACCAAAGCAAUUUGAAUAUGAUCCUAAGGCAAAAAAUAUUACCCGAAUGAUGAAAACCAAUACCUGGUUUCAAUGUAAAGAACCAUUAAACUCAUCAUCUGAUUUUGGUGUCAAGGAAAAAGUACGUUCAGGAGGAGUGGAGGUGUCUUAUCAGAAGAGUUUAAGCUUGCUUAUUUUUACUAUUGUUCAACUGCUGAAAAAAACAUAGUUAUUAAUAAAUUCACAUAUCUGAAAUAAAUUUCAAGAGGUCUUUUAAUCUGAAUUCUGCCUCAAAGUAGAAUAAACCUAUUCUUUAACCUUCAGUUGCCAGUCCUAGUUCUAAAUAUCUAUCAGAUAAAGAUUCUAUAACCAUUUUGAACUGCCUCGUUCUUUUAAAAGGAAGUUAAUGUCUAAACAAAAUCUCUCACUCUACUUUAAGCCUAUUUCAUGCCUUUGUGGACUUGGAGAAAUA